AUGGGUGCAACACCACGCUGGAUCAGCGCACCUUGCUCACGCCGCUUGCAGCCGGAUGCUGCGAGGCGACGGGCGGGAGGCGGCGUUACGCAAAGUGCUGCAGAGGCGGGGGCGGACUUCCCGGAGCGCGUGCUGGCCUUCCCAGGAGGUCGACACGCGCCUCUCCGCAAAACACCGCCGUCACCCACCGCCGUCUGCGCCGGGGGAAGCACUCCGGCAGGGCCGUGCCGUGGCCCACGCACGCACCAGCCGCCUCCGCCUCCGCCGCCGCCGCCAGGCGCCAACUCCUCCAGUCACGACGGCGCGCAGCUGCGCCGCAAACCGGUCGCGCGGCCGCCGCCUCCGGCCACUGCUCACUCCGCGCCCGCCCCAAUCAAUUCCGGCCGCUUCGCCAGCCGGGGCACCGGCCCGCCCCCAACUACUUCGCACCUCGACGCGUCCUCCCCGUGGCCUCCUCAGCAAGCCUACUCACUGCCAUGUGACUUCACCUUCUGCACUGUUGAAGUACGCCGUGAAUUGUUCACGAAUUCCCUUUGA
Messenger RNA from Schistocerca piceifrons (Central American locust), 537 nucleotides. Its product is annotated as formin-like protein 20. The transcript is spliced from 4 exons. The record is from RefSeq and is a predicted model, not a curated record. NCBI's taxonomy places the organism in Eukaryota, Metazoa, Arthropoda, Insecta, Orthoptera, Acrididae. Bases 1 to 537 code for a protein of 178 amino acids.